UAGCAAAGCGGGUGCAUUUCGGCUUGCUCAAUUGUGUAGUUAUGUAGCCUGUCUUACCAGGCAAUUUUAAGCAGUUUCGUGACCGCGCCAGUCGACCAGCGGUCCCUGCCCAUAGCUCUAAGCAAAAAUAACUCUGUGGGGAUGCUGAUAACAGAUAACAUGCUAGGGAAACAAGAACCUCAAGCUGUGGGUCCGAUGGAUGGCCCAGAACCUUCACCGGAGGAGCUGCUCGCGCUGGUAGAACUGCUGCAGCAGCAAGGAAUGAACAUGGACCAGGUGCCCGCCGACUUAAAGACGAUGCUGCACAACGUCAAGCGGCAGAAGGCGCCGGCUACCAAGGGGCCAGCCACCCCAGAGGCACCAACUGAGGAGAUUACGCCAGACCCCGGGUUUGUAAUUAAGACAACCGAGACGAAGACCGGGGACAAGAUCUUCAUCAACGUCUGCUGGCACGACCGUGUGGCUGCGCCGGGCGGCUGGUCUAACGGUGUCAUGCCGGAUGAGGUGGCUGCAGCGCUGGAGAAGCUGCAGAGCGCGGGCGGUGAUGAGGGUGCAGCUCACAUGAGCCCAAGCGAGGUGGAGGCGCUGCGCUUUCCGCUGGCAUGCGGGGCGCCGCGUGUCGACACGGAUCGCAAAGGUUCACCAUGCACCGCCAUAGACGUCGUGUUCAACAGCGACGUGGUGCGGGCGGCGGCGUCCGCACGCAAGCUGAAGGCCAUGCUGAUCGAGGUGUCGCUGGGCUGGGUGGGCAACAAGCUGGGCGGCAAGCUGGACCCGCGCUACAAGCUGCCCAAGAUGCGGUACAAGGGCGAGGUGGUGGCCAGCCAGCGCAUCCGGGCAGACGACAAGCGCAAGAAGCUGGUGACGGAGCUUCGGGAGGUGGAUGAGGAGCCCUCCUUCGCGCUGCGGACAAAGAAGGCGCCCGCGCCGCCUCCCAUCACUGCGCAAAGCCCAGCAUCGGCUGCCUCUUCAACGGUGGCCGCCCCUGCGACAGCAAGCAGCGCGGACCAACAGUCAGUGGCCGCUGUAGGGCCUGCAUCCAAUCACGACCGGAGCUCGGGAGCGGCAGCUUCCCCCAGUGCGGCUCCAACAUACAAGGUGGAUUACGCGGGCCGGCCCGUGCAGUGGGUGCAGGUGACUGUGGACUUUCCCGCAUCCGGGCCGUCUUCGUCGGCAGCUGCUCAACAGCCGGGGUGCACGAGUGUGGAAGUGUGCGGGAGAAACGUGUACAUACGCGCCGGGCCGGGGGCGCCUGAGCUGCACGUGCCGCUGCAGUUCGCGGUGUCGGCCGAGGGCGCCACUGCGGCCUGGCAGGAGCAGCAGCAGCCAUCGACAGGCGGCGGCAAGGGGCCAGGGGGCCCGCUCGGGCAGCACUUGGUGGUGCGGCUGCCGUACAUGGGCUUGCAGGACUACCUGGCGGACGCAAGGGCGCAGGCGCCGCUGGCGUUUGGACAGCUGUCGUUUGCGAGCAAGGCGCUGCUGGAGCUGGAGCCGUGAGGGGGGAUAGCGUGUAGUGAUGGGCUGACGCUGAAAUGCUGGCGUUCUUAGUGUACGUGGGUUCUGAAGGCGGCUGAAUGCUGGCGGUGUGUCACGAGGCAGCGGGUUGCCGGCAGGGAGUUUUGUGUUGUGCGGAAGAUUGCAAGCAGUCUUGCCGGCUAUAUCAGUAGGUGCUGAGUCACAUGCGCGGCUGCCGCCAUUUGAGGCUUGAGAGCCGAAGACCAGACC
Molecule: messenger RNA, 1725 nt
Organism: Chlamydomonas reinhardtii
Lineage: Eukaryota; Viridiplantae; Chlorophyta; Chlorophyceae; Chlamydomonadales; Chlamydomonadaceae
Exons: 5
Coding region: 196-1497 (433 amino acids)
Cellular component (GO): cytoplasm
Source: RefSeq, a predicted model, not a curated record